Messenger RNA from Frieseomelitta varia, 1593 nucleotides. RefSeq names its product protein ref(2)P (gene ref(2)P). The coding region runs from base 249 to 1475 and encodes 408 amino acids. Gene Ontology annotation, cellular component: aggresome; amphisome. The record is from RefSeq and is a predicted model, not a curated record. NCBI's taxonomy places the organism in Eukaryota, Metazoa, Arthropoda, Insecta, Hymenoptera, Apidae. Gene Ontology annotation, biological process: aggrephagy; endosome organization; mitophagy. The transcript is spliced from 4 exons. Gene Ontology annotation, molecular function: K63-linked polyubiquitin modification-dependent protein binding; zinc ion binding; protein kinase C binding.
ACAUAGAAUAGAAAACUACUGAGGUAUCGGAUACGCCAUUUUGUAAAAUCGAUCCAAUUCUGCAGAAUAAGUUUGACAGAUACGUGGUACGUGCUACCUAUAUAAGUAUCGUAAUAGAAUCGUCUGGACAUACGAUAGCGAAACUUCGCAGGAAAACUUGUGUAUCGUGCAAAAUAAUAGCUUUUGUGUAUUUUUGCAAAUAGUGCAUAUUUCAUUCUCAGUUGUACAAGAUAAAUAUAAAUUCAAUAAUGUAUAAAAUAUGUUUGCAAAACAAAGACUCUACUGUCGUAGCAAUUCGGAAAUAUAAUGGCCCACAGUAUGAAUGUUUCGACGAUUUUUGUGUAAAACUCAAGUCAACAUUUCCAGAAUUAUCUAAGAAGAAAUUCAUCGUUUCCUGGCAAGAUGCUGAGGGUGAUGAAAUCGUAAUAUCAUCUAACGAAGAAUUAGAAAUUGCUCAAAAAGAAAUGUUUUCCCCAAAAAAAUUUAACGUCAAACUUGUUUCACAUAAGCAAGAAAUACCAAAUUCCAAGAAGGAUAAUAAAGCAAUUCAUUUUGGUGUAUGUUGCGAUGGUUGUGAUGGAGACAUAAUUGGAUUUAGAUACAAAUGUAUUCAAUGUGAAGACUAUGAUUUAUGUGCACAAUGUGAGAAAACAAUGAGACAUUCGCAUCAUUAUAUGAUUCGUAUGCCACAACCAUUACAAUGGCAUCAUACUCGAAGUUUGAUUCACCAUUUGAGAAAAAUUCUAAAAAAAAAUGGUGUGCAUUUGAAUAAGAAACAUGCUUCUAAUGAAAAUACAUCCCAGCCUACAUCUCAAGGAAUUCAUAAUAGCAUUUAUCCUUGGUUGGAAAGUUAUGCCCCAUAUUUAAAUAACAUUAUUGAUACAGUAUUAGAAACAUCUAUUGGUCCAGAGCCUUUUAAGAAUCACAAGCCUGAGAAAGAAGAUGAAUCUAACAACGAUACACAUACAUCUAACAAUGAUACACAUACAUCUAACAAUGAUACACAUACAAAUGAAAAUGAUUCCAGAAAAUUUCCUGGAGAAGGAAGAAAACUACUUGAUGAUACUAAAGACGAUAAAGGAUCAAUAUCAGAUGUUGCAUCAACUACUAGUCAAGACAAUUCUACUAUAAAAGUAGUGGCAGAUGAAUGGACUAUUAUAGAUAAAAAUGAUACUACUGAAAUUAAUCAAACGUCCUCAACUUCAUUUAAUGGGAAAGGAAUACGUAUAAAACAGAUUCCGUCUUCUUCAACUGCACCAUCAGCACUGGAAGGAUCUUCAACCCAAACACUGUACCCUGAGUUACCAAAAGAAAAGAAGGUAGUACAUCAUGAGAAUCCAAGAAUUAACGAAGCUAUUGAAACUAUGUUAAAGAUGGGAUUCUCAAAUCAAAGUGGACUAUUAACUUAUUUGUUGGAUGCUGAAAAUGGAGACAUUAAUAAAGUCUUAGAGAUAUUGCAGCCUACAAAUAAGUAAACGUCAAAUUUAGAAUUUGAUGAAAUUUUUCGUAUGUAGUUGACGUUUUCUUUUAUAAAAUAAGAGUAGAUACGAAGAGUGUUAUAUUACGUAAUCGUAUAUAUUAUUAUUACAAAUA